GCGCACGAGUGGUCAGACAGUGACACGUGUCAGCUGUGUGGCAAGUCCUUCUUUUGGGUGAUGGCGUUUCCCCCGAGCACAGCCCGCCAGCACCACUGCCGUCGGUGUGGCAUGGCAUUGUGUGGUUCGUGUGUGCCCUUGAAGAAACCGUUUCCGCGUGGCGGCUUUGAGCUGCCUGUGUAUCUGUGCAAAACGUGUGCGCCGGAACUUGCCCCGGAAGACCUGGCACCAACCAUUGACAGAUACGUAUUGCCCGUAACGAGUAUGCAAUGGGAUGAAGAGGCGCGGUGUCUGAUGGGCUUAAGCACCGAAAACAAUGUACAGCUCUUCAAAUUUCCAGAGACCGAACUUUCCCGUAAACGCCUAUCGAAACGCGCUGCAAGUAAAGGGAAAGACGCGAGCAACGAAGCUGAGUCAUCCGGGUCCAUCAAGCGGACUAGCAGUAUACCCCCCGUCACAAACAAACGCGAGGCUGCCGAUGUACAGAGAGCGAUUGAUAUAUCAAAGGAGCAGGAACAGUCCCUCAAUGAAGAUAGAGGUGCUGGCAGUGGUAGCGGCCAGGGUCAGGGCAAGGGCACGAACGCAAUCAGUCGCAAUGGGAACGCCCGGUUAAGUCCUGCCCUGUCCAAUUCCGACCUAGAGCCGGCCCUGGUGGCUGUGGGUUCUGGGCAGGGAGAUGGCCGCGGGUCGCAUGCGCAUACAGACGGGGGCCAGCACACAUGGACACGCCCAGGGGGUCAGGGUGCACCUAUACAAGCGGAGAAUGGUGUACAAGAGGACCGUGCCACACCCAGCCCUGAGCCGAUGAUGAAGCGCAGGCCGUUAAAGUCGGCGUUUGCGGGGGGUCUGUUUGAUUCUGAUGGAGAUGGUGGCGAUAGCGACGAGGAGGAGAGCGGCUUCGUGAAUGGCGAUACACACGCCGACACUAAAACUCGGUCGCCAGGGAAGGAUGUGCGAACGCACAUUGCUCAACCAGUAUCACCUGCUAGCAAGGAUAAUGAAGCUACUUUCGCUGAGAUAGUCGCACAACCACCGCCAUCUGCGGACCAGGCAGAUGUCCCGAGUGCCGAUAAUAAAGGAGUGGAGAGCACCAAUGGUUUCGUGGACGUGCGGGUGGGCUCCCCUGAAAAAGAAGAAGGGAAAGUAACGGAUUCUGACAAAAUCUCUUCGAAUGAACAGCUUCAGACAAAUGCGAAGGAUAACGAGGUUAUUGCAAGAGAUGAUACGCCCAUGGUUAAACAGGAACAAGAGGAUCUCGAUAAAGAAGAGGAGGAGGAGAGUAGAACGCAAGAUGGCGCAGUAGACCAGACUGUUGGUAACAGUGGUACUGAGAGUUCGGAUCAUAAAGCGUUGCAUGCCGAGGCCUCUGAUGUGAAUGCAGGCGGAGAGAUAGCAAGCACAUUGCAGGUAGCAACGGAGACACCCGUUCACAGCGAUGCGACAACAGUGAGAGAGGAUAUCCAGGAUGAUAUGACAAAUGUGUGCAUAUCGCCGAGCAAGUCUUCAAAUCAGGAUGUAUCUGUAGACGCGUCGUCAGAUGUAAAUACCAGUGCCGACAGAGGUGUGGAAUUAGAUGUGGGGACGGCCGUUGCUACGUAG
Sphaeroforma arctica JP610 is the source of this 1599-nucleotide messenger RNA. RefSeq lists its product as hypothetical. Gene Ontology annotation, molecular function: metal ion binding. The record is from RefSeq and is a predicted model, not a curated record. The transcript is spliced from 3 exons. NCBI's taxonomy places the organism in Eukaryota, Ichthyosporea, Ichthyophonida. The annotation marks the transcript as partial.